AUGGAGCAAAAACCUUGGACCGCCUCCACUACUUCCCACCUCUCGAGUAGCAACAACAGCGUCUGGACAACCUCUCAAGCUUCUGGGCGAACUUUAAAGUACAGUCACACUUGGAGAAAUCACCAGAACCGUCAAGAUUCACCGACGUUUUCCGUCAAGGCCUUGGACAUUGUAAAAAAAAACGAGGUAUGGUUGUUCCUGAAGCCAGGAGCUGUACCAUUCUGCAAACCGAAACGACCGGUUCCAUUCACAUCCGUUGCAAAGGCGGACGGUGAGCUGGACCGCCUACAAGAACUAGGGAUUAUCACUCCGGUUGACUUUUCGCAGUUGGCUGCACCAAUCGUGAUAAUUAAGAAACCAAGAGGAAAGAUUCGAAUCUGUACUGAUUAUUCAACUGGUUUGAAUGCUGCCCUGGAAUCCAACAAUUGUCCGCUACCAGUUCCAGAUGAUAUUUUCAGCAAACUCAACGGCUGUGAAUACUUCAGCAUCAUCGAUCCCAGCGAUGCCUAUCUUCAAGUAGAAGUAGACGACGACUCGAUGAAUUUACUAACCAACAACACAUAUCGCGGUCUCUUCCGAUUCAACCGGCUUGCUUCUUUCUUUCAUCUUCAAUGGCACUAA
Molecule: messenger RNA, 621 nt
Organism: Toxorhynchites rutilus septentrionalis
Lineage: Eukaryota; Metazoa; Arthropoda; Insecta; Diptera; Culicidae
Exons: 2
Coding region: 1-621 (206 amino acids)
Source: RefSeq, a predicted model, not a curated record